CUUCACUAUGGAGUGUACCCCAUUUUUAUUUGUCAACAAACUCGUCUUUUUUCACAACCUUCUUCAAUGAUUCACUUUUGUUUCUGAAACUCUUUACUCCCUUAUUUCUUUAUCUGAGCACUUCCAAUUUGCUGUUUUUUCUUCGUUAGGAUCCUUUUGGAAGAUUAGCUUUUGAUAUGGAGUAUGAUAAUCUGUUCAGUCACACUUCUUUGGGUGCAAUUUCUUGUAAUAUAUAGGGCAGUGGAAGCUGGACAAUUGUUGUACUUUCUAGUAUACUGUGUAUAGACUGUCUACUCUAGCCAGAAAAAAUUUCACUUGAAGUUUACAAUGGAUAAGAAAGGUCUUGCAAAUGGCAAGGAACAUGUGGGUGACAGGGGAAAGGAUGGAGCUCUGCAAAAGCAGUCCAAUGCUGAGUUCAGACCGGGAGAGAUAACAUGGAUCAAGUUGCGUGGCGCUCCAUGGUGGCCUGCACAGAUUGUGGAUGAAAAUGCAGUAAGUGAUAAUAAUAAACCUCGCAAGGGAAAAAGCAAUGAAGUUCUCGUGCGCCUAUAUGGAACAUAUGACUACUCAUACGUGGACCCUGUGGCAAGUCUCUUGGAGUUUAAUAAUGUACUAAAGCAAAAUAAGAGUAGUCAAAGAGAUAUGUUUCAGAAGGCCUUGGAGCAGGAACUCUCUAAAUUACGAUCUCGGAGAACUAACUCACGAAGAGCUAAAGCCAAAGGGAAUGGAAGUGUAGGCAAGGAGAAAACAGUACCUUCGAAGAGAGCAACUGAUGAGCUAGAUGGGCUUAAGAAGAAAUGCAAACCAGAUAGUUUUAGAUAUGAUGACACUCCUCAGACACCGGAAGGAACUGCUCGGAGAUUGAAAGUAAUGCAGGAUCUUGGCCUCACAGCCCCUUCUGGGUCCCCAUUUCUGAAAGAUGGACGAGUUUUAUCUGCUGUGUAGUGAACAAAUGUUUGUGAGUUAGGUACAUUGAUUAUCCCCUACAAAUAUCUAGAUUAGUCAUGCUUUUUGUUAGUAAGUGUUGUAUUCAGUGUAUCAUUCUAAUCUCAAGUGGUUAUUUGGGGAGUUCGGCAAAAUGUGGAGUGACUGGUGCAAAGAUACAAAAGAGCAGAAGCUUUUUUUUUGGAGGGGAGGAUUUCAAGCUGAAUUCUUUUAGUCCAGUGGCAGUUUUUUUUUGUUUUUGUUGUAGAACAAAUGAAAAAUAUGCAAUGCCUCCAAAUGUUUAGAUUGAGGUUUACAGCUUUCAUUCA
Beta vulgaris subsp. vulgaris (sugar beet) is the source of this 1253-nucleotide messenger RNA. Its product is annotated as PWWP domain-containing protein 4. NCBI's taxonomy places the organism in Eukaryota, Viridiplantae, Streptophyta, Magnoliopsida, Caryophyllales, Amaranthaceae. The record is from RefSeq and is a predicted model, not a curated record. The transcript is spliced from 8 exons. The coding region runs from base 328 to 945 and encodes 205 amino acids.